Exophiala oligosperma is the source of this 1925-nucleotide messenger RNA. RefSeq lists its product as uncharacterized. NCBI's taxonomy places the organism in Eukaryota, Fungi, Ascomycota, Eurotiomycetes, Chaetothyriales, Herpotrichiellaceae. Gene Ontology annotation, biological process: fatty acid metabolic process. Gene Ontology annotation, molecular function: medium-chain fatty acid-CoA ligase activity. The record is from RefSeq and is a predicted model, not a curated record. The transcript has a single exon. The coding region runs from base 305 to 1855 and encodes 516 amino acids.
CGGAUACUUGUAUGGACUAUCAAGAUGACACGGUCCAACAAGACUAACCAGCACAUUGGAAACGGAGGACGACGGAGGCUUCGUCCCCAGCGCCAGCAGCCUCCGAGAUCGAGUAUCCAUCUUCUAUUUCCUUAGCAUAUCGCGUCAUGCGACUCAGUGUCUUUUUUUCCUUCUGCCUUGCGAUAGAUACUUAGUGACUUGAAGGUCAGGCCCAUUCAUUGAUAACCUUUUUUCAGCUUCAUAUCUGCCCCCUCUGCGUUCUCACGUAUCAUCCACGCCUGCAGGGCAGUUUAACCAGUGCACUAUGGCCUCAACGCUUGCGACGUCCUUCUCACAAAACUCCUCCGCUGCCGCCGUCAUCGUCCCAUCGAAACCCAACGCUUUGACUGUUUCCUACAAGCAGUUAUCGCAAGACAUUGUCAAUUUUCAGAGCAAACUCGCCGAGCUGGGAAUAGGUCAUGCGGACGCAGUGUCGAUAGCAUUGCCCAACAGCUAUGAGUUCAUCGUGUCUUUCCUUGCAGCCUCAUAUCAAAGAGCUAUCGCAGCCCCUUUGAACCCUGCGUAUAAACAAGCCGAGUUCGAGUUCUACAUUGAAGAUCUGUCUUCUGCUGUCGUUAUUGUACCGAGAGGCUCGUAUGCAAAAGGUGGACCAGCAAUCAAGGCUGCUCGGAAAUUUCAAGCUGCUAUCGCAGAGUGCUGGCUGGAUGGGGCUACACCAAUUCUGGACGUGAAGGAGCGCGGUAAACUGGCAAAGAGACAGGCUCAGAGAGUAUCCCAGGCUCAGCCUGAGGAUGUUGCUCUGGUGCUGCACACGAGUGGAACUACAGGAAGACCAAAGGCAGUUCCUCUGACUCAUCGGAAUCUUACCAGGACGAUGCUCAACAUACAACGCACAUAUGAACUGACGUCCAACGACCGGACCAUGCUCGUAAUGCCUCUUUUCCACGUUCACGGCCUUUUGGCUGGGUUCCUCGCUCCACUGAGGUCAGGCGGGUCAGUGGUUGUCCCUGCGUCAUUCUCUGCCCGAUCAUUUUGGGACGACUUCAUUACUCAUAAAGCCAAUUGGUACACUGCUGUGCCUACGAUUCACCAGAUCUUGCUCAAGAACCCGCCCCCAAAGAGCAAGCCCAAGAUCAGGUUCAUCCGAUCAUGUUCUUCUCCGUUGUCACCAAAGACGUUCUAUGAGCUUGAAGCCACAUACGGUGCUCCGGUGCUGGAAGCAUAUGCAAUGACAGAGGCAGCUCAUCAGAUGACGUCAAACCCAUUGCCUCACAAAGGCAAAAGGAAGCCCGGGACUGUGGGAGUUGGGCAAGGUGUCGAGGUCAAGAUCCUAGAUGAGCAAGGAGACGAGGUGCCGCAAGGGGCGGCUGCCGAAAUCUGCAUUCGGGGAGACAAUGUUACCAAAGGCUACAUCAACAACGAGAAAGCCAACAAAGAAGCAUUCACCAAAGGGGGCUUCUUCCGGACAGGGGAUCAGGGCAAGAAAGAUGAAGAUGGCUACGUGAUCAUCACUGGUAGAAUUAAGGAGCUCAUCAAUCGCGGAGGAGAGAAGAUCAGCCCCAUUGAGCUGGACCACCUUAUCGCCACAAGUCCCGAGGUCGGAGAAGCUGUCAGCUUUGCGAUUCCAUCAGAGCUCUAUGGACAAGAGGUCGGAGUUGCUGUCGUUCCCAAGCCAGGAAGGAAUGUUACAGAGGAUAGUAUUGUCGAGUACGUCGGCAGCCGGACCGCCAAAUUCAAGACACCGAGUCGUGUCUGGAUAUUGAAAGAAAUACCCAAGACAGCUACUGGGAAGAUUCAGCGACGGAAAGUCGCUGAUUCCUUGCUGGCUAAAGAUAAACCAAGAGCAAAACUUUAGAUGUAGACGUAGAUGCAUUGUACAUAAGGUUAUAUAGACAAAGAUCUUCUCAAGAGAUGAUCGACUAGCG